Messenger RNA from Orbilia oligospora ATCC 24927, 4701 nucleotides. RefSeq lists its product as uncharacterized. Gene Ontology annotation, cellular component: P-body. The transcript is spliced from 4 exons. Gene Ontology annotation, biological process: deadenylation-independent decapping of nuclear-transcribed mRNA. Bases 1 to 4701 code for a protein of 1566 amino acids. Lineage: Eukaryota; Fungi; Ascomycota; Orbiliomycetes; Orbiliales; Orbiliaceae. The record is from RefSeq and is a predicted model, not a curated record. Gene Ontology annotation, molecular function: protein binding.
AUGGCCGGUCCCGGGCCAUCGUUUGAUUCGCUCUUCGAUAAGCUGCGAUCCAAUGGACCAGCUGGGGCCAACGGUGCCUCCUCCCCUCAUCAACAACAACAACAACAACAUCCAUCCCGCCCUUCAUCGAAUCCUCAGUUCCAUCACCAGCCAUCUUACAGUUCGCUGCCUCCUUCCCAGCGAUCCAGCUAUGGCGCAAUGCCUCAGGGCUUCGGAAUCGAGUAUGGACAUGCGCGUAAUACUAGCAAUGACUCGCUGUUACAGACUCUUGAAUCCGCUAUCAGUGCUCACCCAACUGCUCAUCGCUUCCAUCAACAACAUCACCAUCCUACCAGUUUUUCUCCUCAGCCUCAUUUCGGUUCCAUUGACUCACAGGCAAUGCACGUUCCAAUGCAUUAUGGAUCACACGCUCCCACCCAGCUCAAUCGUCAGUUAGGCGCCGAACAUGGCCGUCACUCUAGUGCCGAUGACCGCGAUCCUAUGGUUCCGCAAAACUAUCUCAUGGGUCUUCUUCACAAGCAAACCAGCGGGAACGUUGGCCAGCAGGCUGCUCAUCAAGGACGUCGCUCUGUCGAUAAUAUCCCUCAGUUGCCACUAAGAUUUGAAGCCGUUCGUGAAGGUGCCAGGAGUACCAGUUUUGCUGAUGGUCCUACCACUGCUCCACCUCCACCUCCACCUCAGCCUAUGCCCACUCGCCAGUCGCUGCCUGCCCAUGACCAGCCGCUCAGCGAUCUGGUUUCAUCGCUUCUUUCCAGUGCCCCAAAGCAACAACCUCAAACUGAUAGCACCGGUGGAGUCCAUGAUCCGCGAAGCAUCAUGUCCCCUGCUCCUCGAGAAGUCGCCAACCCGGCCGCUGCCGACCUGCUCCAUCAAAUACUCGGACGAGGCAAGCCACUUCAAGAUGAUGCCGGUAGUGUCGCGUCCGCCUCUAGCCAGCAGAAUAAGCAGUCUCCCGAGUCGUCGCCCGUUGGUGAGCCAAGUUCGGUUGGAGCUACUAUUCCAGACACGGCGCCUGCAGGCUUGGACCAGCCCCCCGUCAAGCAGCCACUUUUCACCUAUGUCAACCCCUUUGAACAUCUUUCACGAACGAAUCCACGCAAUCGUUCCCCCAAGAUGCAACAGGCCUCUCUUACCAACGGCCAUAGCAGCCCUUCUCUCGCUAACCCCCUUGGUCUCUCAACGCCUUCCAACAUCCCCCUUCCGUUUUCCCCACCACCACCCCACGCUAUUGAGGAUGUAGCCGUGUUGCAGGUGGAGCCGAAAGCGUCUCUCACCGAUAUCGUCGCGAAUAAUGUCGAACGUCAUACACCUCCGCUAACUCAACCGUACGUCGAAGAUGUCGCGGAUCCAUUCGAUCGUGAAACCGACGUGUUCGAUGGUGAGACGGACCCAUUCGAAGGUGGCAAUACCACUCCUCCCGAGGAUACUGGUACUUAUCAGAAUGAAGAGCUUUUUGACGAUAACGCUCAAUUGGACAUUCCUGAUGUUGUAGAGGGUAUGGCUGGGCCUGAAGAGGAGGAUGCCGUCGUUGGCACUGCCGAGGCUUUAACUGUCGCGACAUCUGUUCAAGCGACCACCGUCCAAACCAUUGUUGAACCCCCAACCGCUGUUCUGUCGCCUGAGACUGUACCUCUCGAGAGUACAACUCCUGGGGCUUCUCAAAACUUGGAGACUAGCGCGGAGAAGGCAACAUUUACGAUCUACAAAUUCCCCAUGAAACCAUUCUCCCAGAUCACUUUCAAUGCCCUUCCAACUGUCACCGUUCCCGGUGGGAGGUUUAGCGAUAUCGCCAAGAUGACCCGUAAUGUGGAUCAGAUGGAUCGCAACCUCAUUUCUGCCUCGCCCUCGUACAUUGUUUACGCAACAGGAAAAUCCAAGGGUGGGGUUAGAAUUAUUCGACAGGAGGAUGGCCAAGAUGUUGUCUUGAUGAAAGACAGCACCGAACGAACAGUUAAUGUUGCUCUGGGCAAGGAAAAUCAAGUUUUGGCCGUUGGCGUCAACGGAACCGUCCUGUGGAGUGAACUCGACGGCUUUGAUGGCCCGAUGGACGAAUCGGUUAUGGAGAAUAGAAGUUUCCUGUUCCCGCCUUCGGCACUCCAAGACCAAAACGGAGGCCUCACCAAAUCUCGGACGCAUCUUACUCAGAGCCAUCCGAAGGUUUUCGCAAUCGGCCGCGGUCGUUUCAUCAGCUUGAUCCAUGCGGAUGCUGCUCGCCAAUACGCCGACGAGGAUGGUGGCAUCGUCAAGAUCAACGACACGGCGUAUCAUGCAAACCACUCUCGCACCAUUGACACACAAAAGGUUUCCAAGGAGUUCUGCUUUUCUGAAGACGAUUCUACGGUUGUAACGAUCGACAAGGCUGGUAAGAUCAAGUUUUGGGACGUCAGUAGGCUCGUCGAAUUCGAACGUGGAGAGGAUGAGUUGGAAUACCCCUCGGAAACCGCUAGGAUCUUGACGGAACCUGUUCUCACACGCUCUGCCGUCGGUCCAGGUGAGAUGUAUAAGGCUACAUCCGUCAUCUUUGUUGACAAACAGCAACCGUACGAACGACGUCAAGCAUUGAGGUACUUGAUUGUAGGGUUGCAACAAAACCAUGUGAUUCAGCUUUGGGACAUCGCGAUAGGACGCGCCGUCCAAGAGCUUCGAUUCCCGACUUCUUCCUCCGGAAGCGACGGCCUCUGCUCUUUGAGCUACCAUCCCAAGAGCGGCGUUAUCGUCGUCGGGAAUCCGAAUAGAAACACAAUUUCGUUCAUCCACUUGUCGACUCCAAAGUACAAUCUUCAACCAUUUUCACAAGCCGGCUUCAUCAAGGCUGUCAGCGAGCAGUCACCCAAUUUGCCAAAACUCGACGCGACCGCGAUAAUGUCCUCAAUUGUGGAGUAUUCUCUAGGCGAUAGAGGACAGCUCAUCUCUCUUGAAAUUCUUGAUUCGGCGUCUUCACUCCAAUUACCAGGCGAUGAUGCAAAGCUACCCAUAUUUGAGCUCUACAUUUCUCAUACUAAAGGACUCACUUGUCUUUCUCUUUCCAAGGAGGACAUUGGUUUCGAUAGCAAUCUUAGAGUGAUGAAAGGUCUUGAUGCUCUUGCUACCGGUGCUUGUACCCUAUCCGCCCUUAUCCCUCCUGCUAUCACGUCGCCUACGGAACCCACCAAGACAGAGGAACCGAAAACCACCCUCGCCCCUAUUGUUCCAGAACCUCCAAAGGCUCAGGCUCCAAACCAGCAACCACAGAAAGCCAAGGCUGUCGAACCUCAAGAAGAACCUGUUGUUGAGAAGCAGGAGGAAAAGCCGCCCGUCACCAAUGGACAGGGACGCAAGGCUGCUUCUAUGAGCGGCUUGGGCCGUGGCAAGAAGCCACGCAGGGAUGUCAACACUGUCUCCUUUGCCGGACCUGCCUUGGAGAAUGAUGAACCGUCACCAGCGCCCCAACCGAAGAAAAAUAAGGGUAAAGACCGGGAGGAGAAGAAAGUAGCUCUGUCGACUGUUAGUAUCUCUCCCGAGCUACUUGAACGCGAGGUCAAGAAAAUUGAAGAAGCUGUCAAUACAUCAUUCACUCAGGCCCUUUCGAAGGAAAUAGGAAACCUCUAUCGCAAGUUUGAUGAUGAUCGUCGCGUCCAACAAGCCGCAUCCGAUGCUAAACAGGAAGCCGUUCUGCGAGUGGUAUCUAACACAUUGACAACUGGUUUGGAGACGACCGUCGAAAAGAUCCUUGUUUCGCAUCUAGGAAGAUUAGCUAUUGACAUCAAAUCAGCUCUUGUGGAAAAUAUUCCCGCGGCUCUGUCUGACAGCAUCAUACGACAUAUGGAAGCAACCGUCCCAAAGACUGUCGAGAAGGCUUUGGCCUCCAAGGCAGUUCUCGGGAAUGUUGCUGAGAAUAUCCUUACUCCUCUGAGACAAGAUACGGACCAAGCCGCUCGCGACAACCUGCAGCAGUCUCUGCAAGCCUUUGAAGUCAUUGGAGAUAAUAUCUCUAAAGUCUUCUCUAAUCAACUUUCUAAGCAAUCAUCCCAAGCUCUCAAAGAGGCACGAAGAGUUCAUGAGGAGGACCAACAGAAGAUUGCACAGUUGACAUCCACUGUCGCAGAGAUGGCAAAAACCAUCUCGACUCUGGAAUCUACUACUGCCCGUAUGAUUGAGAUGCAGCAACAACUCCUAGCUAAUCAAGAAAAGCUCGCAGCCGCAGCCGCAGCCGCAGCCGCAGUUGCAGUUACAGCAGGUGCUACCAAUCCUUCGAUUCCACCAACACCGAUGACUGCGAAGUCGGAGAUUGAACUGGUGGGCGAUGAUAUUGAGAACCUGAUCCGACGUGGCGAUCUCGAAAACGGGAUGUUGACCUGGCUCCAAAGCAAAGAACUUCAAGACUACUACUUCGAAAAUGUUAUUGUCAAAUACAACCCAUACGAUGUUAUUCCAAAGGUUAGCCAGGUCGUCGCUCUUACAAUCGCCGCAAGUGUUACUGGGAAUCUCGAUACCUAUACAGACGAACGCUUGGCGUGGUUAGAGGCCUGCUUGAAUGAUUUCCACACUAUUCGUGAGGAUAAUACCCAAACGAUGUUGCCUAGAAUCACAGCAGUUCUCGUUUCCCGCUUGCAACAGUUCUAUAUGGCUGUGUCUGAAGAGAGCCCGGGGGCGUCGAUCCUUAAGAGAGUCGCAGGCCUUAGCAGGGUCACCGCACGGCUUAUGCAGUCUGUUGCUAUGUAG